Molecule: messenger RNA, 1878 nt
Organism: Parathielavia appendiculata
Lineage: Eukaryota; Fungi; Ascomycota; Sordariomycetes; Sordariales; Chaetomiaceae
Product: phospholipid:diacylglycerol acyltransferase-like protein
Exons: 2
Coding region: 1-1878 (625 amino acids)
Biological process (GO): lipid storage; triglyceride biosynthetic process
Cellular component (GO): perinuclear endoplasmic reticulum; cytoplasm
Molecular function (GO): phospholipid:diacylglycerol acyltransferase activity
Source: RefSeq, a predicted model, not a curated record
AUGGAGAGCGCCCUGCGCCGCCGAGUCCCCGGCAAUGACCCGCCGUCCGAAUCAUCUACACCUCGCGACGAGAGCCCCGAGAAACUCGAGACGCCCAGCGAUAAGAUCAAGGCGGUCCCUCACCGUCGAACAAAGACAAGCAAGCGCAAAUACACGUCCAUCUUCUUGCUGGGCAGCCUUUUCGGCAUUAUCGCGGCAGGCUUCUUUGCGAAGAGCAAUGACUUGAUAGAGUUUCCUGAAAUUGGGGGGCUGAGCAUGGACAGCUUUUUGGAUGUCCUCCCGGCUGGCUUGGUCAAAGAUAUGCGGGACCUUGUGAUCGGAGAACGCGACUACAUCCAGAGUUAUGAUGCUUUCGCAGUAGGCCGCAAGGUCCGGUCCGAGGGGCUCUCUGCACACCACCCCAUCGUCAUGGUGCCAGGGGUCAUCUCAACAGGCCUCGAGUCCUGGGGCACGUCCAAUAUAUCGCUGCCAUACUUUCGGAAACGCUUAUGGGGCAGCUGGAGCAUGAUGAGGGCCCUAGUUUUGGACAAGGAGACGUGGAAAACCCACAUCAUGCUGGACAAGAAGACCGGGCUGGAUCCUCCGGGGAUUAAGUUGCGUGCUGCACAAGGCUUUGAUGCCACCGACUUCUUCAUUACGGGAUACUGGAUCUGGAAUAAGAUUCUCGAGAACCUUGCCUCGCUGGGCUACGAUCCAAUAAACUCAUACACGGCGGCAUACGACUGGCGGCUGGCGUACGCCAAACUCGAGGAGCGCGACCAUUAUUUCACACGACUCAAGACACAUAUCGAGCUGGCCAUGUUGCUCCAGAACAGGAAGGUUGUCCUCACGUCUCACAGCAUGGGCAGUCAGGUUGUGUUUUACUUCCUCCACUGGGUCGCGUCCAAACACGGUGGCAAUGGGGGCGACGAUUGGGUGGAAAAGCACAUCGAAUCAUGGAUCAAUGUCAGCGGCUGCAUGCUGGGAGCGCUCAAGAGCGUGUCAGCCCUCCUUUCCGGUGAGAUGCGCGACACGGCGCAGCUGAACGCCUUCGCCGUCUACGGACUCGAGAAGUUUUUGAGCAAAUCCGAGCGGGCUGAGAUCUUCCGAGCCAUGCCGGGAAUGUCGUCCAUGUUGCCAAUAGGGGGCAAUGCGAUUUGGGGCGAUCUCAGCGGAGCGCCGGAUGACCAGCCCGGCCAGGAGCACAGCUACGGCUCGUUCCUCAAUUUCCGGUCCGGCCAAAACUGGACGAUUUCCGACCGGAAUCUCACGGUGGAUGACGCCAUAGGCUAUCUCCUCGAUACGGCGGAGGACUGGUACCGCGAUCAGGUCAAGGGGAGCUACUCCUGGGGUAUCGCGCACACAAGCGCCGAGGUCGAGGCCAACGAGGACGACCCAGCAAAGUGGAUCAACCCGCUGGAGACACGGCUCCCGCUCGCGCCCAGCCUCAGGAUUUACUGCUUUUACGGCGUGGGCAAGUCGACAGAGCGAGGGUACUACUACCGUCCGCCCGAGCCGCCGGCCUCGCUCACCACCAACCUGAACAUGACGAUUGACACGGGCUUGACGCAGGGCGCGGUCGACCACGGGGUCAUCAUGGGUGAGGGCGACGGGACGGUCAACCUCAUGAGCACGGGGUACAUGUGCAACCGGGGGUGGAAGAUGAAGCGGUACAAUCCUGCCAACGUCAAGGUCACGGUCGUCGAGAUGCCGCACGAGCCGGAGCGCUUUAAUCCGAGGGGCGGACCCAACACGGCGGACCAUGUCGACAUCUUGGGCAGGCAGAAUCUUAACGAGUUCAUCCUGCGCAUUGCGGCCGGUCGGGGGGAUACCAUACGGGACCAUAUCGUCAGCAAUAUCCUGGAGUAUGCGGCGAGAGCGAAAGUGUACGAAGAGUAA